Mercenaria mercenaria is the source of this 4852-nucleotide messenger RNA. RefSeq lists its product as uncharacterized. Gene Ontology annotation, molecular function: cysteine-type endopeptidase inhibitor activity involved in apoptotic process. The record is from RefSeq and is a predicted model, not a curated record. The coding region runs from base 16 to 3537 and encodes 1173 amino acids. Gene Ontology annotation, biological process: regulation of cell cycle; negative regulation of apoptotic process. The transcript has 10 exons. Gene Ontology annotation, cellular component: nucleus; spindle microtubule; cytoplasm. Lineage: Eukaryota; Metazoa; Mollusca; Bivalvia; Venerida; Veneridae.
UUAAACCUGUUCAAAAUGCCACGUCGGAUACUUGUUUUUCUUACUUGUGUCGUUGUUCAGAUUUUGUUACAAGCGGGCAACAUUAAUCAGAAACAAAAUAGAAGUUAUUUAGAACGGGAUGGAAAACAUCCAUUUUUUAUUAUAGUUACAGCUGCUUAUGUAGGAAUUCAAAUAUUGGCGUUCGAAGCCUUAGUACAAAAAUCUUGGAAGCAUUGGCAAAACAAAGUCGAGAUAAAGGACGAUUUAUACCGGCCAUGGAGCAAAGUUGGCAAGUUGUCAAAGUUACCUUUUCUAAAAGAGUUUGCAAGCAUACCGGUACAGAAAUACUGGACUCUACCCUUUUCACUUGGAGAAUAUCUUAACAAAGCUGAAAAUGGCAAUAAAGUAGAAUUUAUGAAUUAUGAAUGGGGAAGAUAUGAAUCAUUCAAAAACUUUCCAAUGGAUUCUCCAGCAAGACCCAUGCGACUGGCUUCCAAUGGAUUCUACUAUACGGGCACUAAGGAUACUGUUGAAUGUUUUUCAUGCAAAUUGAAAUACAGCGGCUGGAAAGAAUGCGAUAAACCAGAUACCCUUCAUAAACUUUUGUCUCCAGACUGUGAUUUUAUGAAAGAUGUUGACUCAACAAAUGUUCCAAUACAUCCAACAUUCGAAUCAAUAUCGAAUUACUCAGAAUACCCUCCGGAAGGAGCUAUUGGCGGUGCAAGUUGCUCAACAGAUGGUUACGCGGAAAAUUGCUAUUCUAAUAUACAAGUUCAACACCAGACAAGACAAUCACAAGUAACCAACGAUGCAAUAUCUUCACGACGCAUUAACCACAAAUUUCCGGAUUAUGAAAAUAGUCAACACAGAAUGGAUUCAUUUAAUAAUUGGCCAUGUGCUGAUGUGAUAGCUUCUUGUGUUCUAGUUGAAGCGGGAUUCUAUUAUGCUGGUUUCAGUGACUGCGUAAGAUGCUUCUCCUGUGGAGGCGGACUACGUAACUGGGAGUAUGGUGAUGGUCCGUGGGAAGAACAUGCAAGAUGGUUUCCCGAGUGCAAAUUUCUGAGGGAACAAAAAGGACUGGAGUUUAUUAGACGGUAUCAAGAUACACGUACGGAUUCUGAUGACGACCAAUUACCGACGGAAGCGAUUGUGUCGGGAGAGGAAGCAUUAAGAACACUCGAAGAGAACAGCAAACACAAUGAAGCGGAUAAUAAUGUUAUAAAUGAAAACGAAAAUGAAGGCGAAAGGAAGAUUGCAUGCAAUGUUAAAGGAAAGUUAAACGAAAUGGGCUUUUUGUAUUCUUUCCACCAUAUUAUGAAAGCUAUUCAUCAACUAAGGUGUAAUGGCGGUCAAAUUUCAAUAGAAUCCGUUAUUACCCAUCUUAUUGACAAUACUGAAGAUUUCGAAAGUCAUGGAGAAGCUGAAGGAACAGACAUAUCAGAACAAGAACCUGUUUUUGUCGGAAACUUUUGUAGCAACAACGAAGCUGAAAACAAAACUGAACACAAUGCAAAAUCGAGCGGAGAUAUUUCAUCAGAUCUGUCAAAUACGCUUACUGUUGCAGAUCAAAGUACAUUACAAAAAGAAAACACAAAGUUAAAAAACCAACUGGUAUGCAAAAUCUGCAUGGACAGCGAUUCUAAUGUUGUGUUUAUACCAUGUGGACACAUGGUUUCGUGUGAGAAAUGUGCUCCACAUAUCCGGAAGUGUGCCGUUUGCAGGGUUCCUAUAAAAGGGCGCGUAAAAGCAUUCAUGACUCACAUGUGCUCUCUCGUUACAUUUCGUUCCAAAAUGUUCUCCAGACCUUUACAAUAUCUUAUUGUUAUUUGUUUAACAAGUUUAUGUUUUAUAUCCAUGGCGGAUAGAGUGCGUGUGAUUACAGAAAUGAAUAUUAUUUCAGUUAUAUCUUGUGCAUAUUUACAUCAGCUAGGAUUUUUUUCUUGUUUAAAAAAUAAACAAAAAAGUGUGGUUCUGCUCUCCUGUUUGUUUUGUUGCUGGUAUGUCUUUGUGAUUUGGAUUUCUUUGAAUUCGAAAAAUACACAUAUCAACUAUGGGAGGUCAAAUAACUCAAUUUUAUCAGUUAACAAGAAAUUGGACUUAUAUAAUAGAAACAUCAGUAAAAGACUUCAAAAAUACAAGGGCGAUCAUUACCAACAUCUUUUUUCGUUUAGUCAUGUUUCAAGACAAAAGUGUUGGGUUUUCCCCUCUUCUCUGGAAACGUACUUUCAGGAGUUAGAAAACAACAGAAAUGGUGCCAGGUUGAUGAGGUUUGAAUGGGCAAGGUAUGAAACAUUCAAAACAUUUCCGUUCGAUUCACCCGUAAUGCCAAUACGAUUAGCGUCAAACGGAUUUUAUUACAACGGAUCAGGUGACAGUGUCACGUGUUUUUCGUGCGGACUCGAGUACCGAGGAUGGAGAGAGGGUGAUUCUGUUGCAGAUAUACAUGCCAGACUCUCACCAGAUUGUCACUUUAUCGUAGGAGCUGAUCGUAGAAACGUAGGGAUCCAUGCCGACGAAGUUCAAGGUGCUACAGGAGGCGGAAGUAGUGUAACUGAUGGCAGUAUCCGAAGUGGAGAGGUCUACGUACAGAGGCAAAGUCGGCAGUCUGAAGCAAGCGGUACCAGUCUUUAUACACAGCCACGGCACAAGUACCCCGAUCAUGAGAACUAUCAUUAUAGAAUGAACACAUUCACAGGGUGGCCCUGUAGUGAUGUAAUAGACCCAGGACUUCUUGUUUCAGCUGGCUUCUUUUACGCAGGCAUCAGUGACUGCGUAAGAUGCUUUUCUUGUGGAGGUGGACUUCGUAACUGGGAAUAUUGUGAUAGCCCAUGGGAAGAGCAUGCAAGAUGGUUCCCUGAAUGUGGAUUUUUAAGGGAACAAAAAGGGUCAGAGUUCAUCAGACAACACAGAGAAGUACAAUCCGACUCUGACGAGCAAGAAUCCUCACCGACUGCAGUUGUAUCUGGUGAGGAGGCCUUGAAUACAGUUAAAGAAAAUAGAGGGCCUAAAAAGCCAAGCAUCGGAAGUACAGCAUCUAAGGUAAAGACAAAUUAUGGGGACAGCAAGAUGUCGACAGAAGCCCUUUUGUCGGAAAAACUGCUGGCACAACAAACAAUUCUUUCUAAGGGAUUUUCUCUGGCAGACAUUCAAACGAGUCUGGAAAGGACCGCAAUCACCGAUGUUACAGAGUCAGCUAUAGCAACAGUACUAGAUGACAUGCUUAAACACUCACAAGCACACGGAACGGAACAUUCAGAUAAAAUUGCAUCAUCUUAUGAUCAAAAACAGUUACAUCACAGCACGGAUGCAACAGCUGCGCAGGCAACACUAAAGGGUGCUACAAAUACUUCUAUUGAAUUAGAUCAAAAAGUUUUACAAGAGGAGAACUCACGGUUGAUAGACCAGCUUACCUGCAAAAUCUGCAUGGACAAAGAAUCUAAUGUGGUAUUUAUCCCAUGUGGCCAUAUGGUUUCAUGCGAGACAUGCGCACCACAUAUCCGGAAGUGUGCCAUCUGCAGGCAACCUAUUAAAGGUCGCGUGAAAGCCUUCAUGUCUUGAAUAUUCAUUAGGGACGCAAUGCUUGUAUUUGCUGCUGGAAGUGCUCCAGUGACAAAAACUGAAGGGAACUUGUCUUCGUAGUCGAAUGGAUGAACAGCAAAGAACUUUCUUGUAAUAGGCAGUGAGUCCGUUCAGCCAGUCAGCCAAGUACAAUGGGGAGAGGAUAGACCCGUGAAUCUGCGAUUGUCGCGAAUUCAAUCAUCGGACAAGGUGUCCUCUACCUGGGACCACGUAGAGAAGUUGGCAGUUACUUGCAGAUGAAAAGGGUUAGUACUGGUACAGAAUCUAGGAACACUGCCCACAGUUACAAAACUGAAAUACUGCUAAACCACGAAACAUAUAUUGGACACUGUACGAACAAGAGACAGAGUAAAAGUUGUUUGUUCAGGAAGAAUGCGAGACAUGCUUUUGUCACCAGUUUUCAAACGACAAUAAAAUAACAUUCUUUACCCGUAGUCAAGUGAAUUAGUAAUCAAGUGCAUUAGUUAUCAUGUGUAUUUACUGACGACCUUCAAAGAUCUCACGUUUUUUUUUCAUGCUUAUAAGGAUGUAUCUUAUGUUGUAUCUAUAUUUAUAUUUAAUUGUGAUUUCAUACAUGUCAGACCUAAAUAUGCAAACAAUAGAUCAUUUUUGUCUGUGAUAGAAGGGCUCAUGGAUUUUAUAUUUAUAGAUAAAAAGUUCAUAUUUAGAAUAAUUGACAUUUAUGUUUUUAUUUAUAGAUAAAAGUUCAUAUAUAGAAUAAUUGACAUUAUGUUUGUUUAUAUUGUUGCAAUUUUCACAAGGAAGGUUUCAGUUGUAUAUUUUGUUUAAUUGCAACAGCCUUACAUUUUUCUUAAUAAAAUUUGAUCGGACUUUUUAAAUAUAUUAUUUUUUACUGUCUGAUAUCAUUCAGGGUUAUUUUUGCUCAAUAGAAUAUUGAGUGACUGCCGGGCUGCCGGAGAGGUCCAGUAAUUAUACAAUACUGCUGGACUGAUGGAGAGAGAAUCGGCAGUCACGCAAUAUUUAAAGUUAUGUAGUAUUUCAUGUACUGCCUGUUAGUCCGGCAGACUUCUGCCAAAUGAUCCUGGCAGCUAUCCGUCACACACCUAUAUAAGGGUUAACUUUCUGGGGAGAUGGGGAGAGAAAAAGAGGAAAGGGAAAGAAAAGUUUGUGUGCUGGAUAGUUGCUUGGAUAUAUCUCAUUUGAAGUUGUUUUUGUGAUUAUUAUUGUUUUGUUCGAAAUAUUAUUUGCUGUUGCAAAAGUGACUGUGAAUUAAAAAUUGUAGCAGAAGUAGAAAUAAUUCUUGUGUGACUGUGAAUUAAAAAUUGUAGCAGAA